AUGUCGUCAAACAAGCAGCGAGUCCAGUGCUUCGGCAAGAAGAAGACGGCCACCGCCGUCGCCCAGUGCGUCAAGGGCCAGGGCCUCAUCAAGGUCAACGGCCGCCCGCUCAACCUCGUUUACGAGCCUCUUCUGGUCAUCGGCCUUGACCAGGUUGCCAACAUGGACAUCCGUGUCCGGGUCACCGGAGGUGGUCACACUUCGCAGGUCUACGCCGUCCGCCAGGCGAUCGCCAAGUCGAUCGUUGCCUACUACCAGAAGUUCGUCGAUGAGCACAGCAAGAACCUGCUCAAGCAGGCCCUGACACAGUACGACCGUACACUUCUUGUCGCCGACAACCGCCGUUGCGAGCCCAAGAAGUUCGGCGGUCCCGGUGCCCGCUCCAGGUUCCAGAAGUCUUACCGUUAA
Pyricularia pennisetigena is the source of this 408-nucleotide messenger RNA. RefSeq lists its product as uncharacterized. The transcript has 4 exons. Gene Ontology annotation, cellular component: ribosome; cytosolic small ribosomal subunit. Lineage: Eukaryota; Fungi; Ascomycota; Sordariomycetes; Magnaporthales; Pyriculariaceae. The coding region runs from base 1 to 408 and encodes 135 amino acids. The record is from RefSeq and is a predicted model, not a curated record. Gene Ontology annotation, biological process: maturation of SSU-rRNA from tricistronic rRNA transcript (SSU-rRNA, 5.8S rRNA, LSU-rRNA); translation. Gene Ontology annotation, molecular function: RNA binding; structural constituent of ribosome.